Messenger RNA from Trifolium pratense (red clover), 1418 nucleotides. RefSeq lists its product as uncharacterized. The transcript is spliced from 2 exons. The record is from RefSeq and is a predicted model, not a curated record. The coding region runs from base 422 to 1150 and encodes 242 amino acids. NCBI's taxonomy places the organism in Eukaryota, Viridiplantae, Streptophyta, Magnoliopsida, Fabales, Fabaceae.
AUAAGUAGUUGUAUUAAAAUGUGAAACAAUACAUUUUUUUUUUAUUGAUAAAUGAUAAAAAUCACAAAUUUAUAUAUUCAUUUUUGUUUCACUAACAACAACACACUUCAUUCAUUCAUUCCCUUCUUUUCUUUCUUUUUUUUCCACAUCUCUCUUUCUCUCUCACUUUCUUAUGAUUACACAUAUUGAUGAACAACGACACAAACAUAAUAAACAACCUCGUUAUUAAACAAAAAAUCUGAUUCAUACAUAGAUUGUUCCUGUUACUGUCUGGUUCUAAAGAUUGAUGACAAACACCCCUUUUACCUGGAAGCCCAAAACAAAGAGAAGACGAACAGGACAAGGGUAAUCAAAUCAACGAUCACCCCUUCUCAUUCUCAGGGCUUAGAAAUUUUACUUUUUUUAUUUUUUUUGGUUAAAAAUGGAGGUUUUUGUGGGACCCACUUUCACCAUCAACGUUCCCGACCAGACCCGAGAGGAUUUACCGACGGCCUUUCGGAUCUCAGGACCACCGAAGUUUUUCGCCGGAGGUUCGCCGGAAAGUUCAUCGUCGAUCGGAACUCCUGAUGACAGUGACAACGAUGAAGAAGUGCAGAGUCAGUUAAAAGGAAGAAAUGGGUUGGGUUCGUUGGAUUCUUUAGAAGAUUCUCUUCCCAUCAAGAGAGGAUUAUCAAGUCAUUUUGAUGGAAAAUCAAAGUCAUUUACAGAUCUAUCACAAGUAAACAAUUUAAAGGAAUUGCAAAAGCAAGAGAGUCCAUUCAACAAAAGAAGAAGGGUUCUUAUUGCAUCUAAAUUUUCAAGAAAAUCAUCUUUUUAUUCAUGGUCUAAUCCUAAAUCCAUGCCACUUUUUCCUGUUAAUGAGGAUCAUAAUGAUGAUUAUUAUGAUUAUGGAGAUAAUGAUUAUGAAGACUAUGAAGAAGAGGAAAAAGCUAGAAAAAUGCCUUUUGCUUCAUCAUCUUCAUCUUCCUCUAAUUCCUUGGUUGAGGAUAAGAAACAAGAUGAUAAUCAUCAUGUUCAAAUUGGUAAUGGUAGAAUGCAUGAAUCAUAUGCUGAUGAAAUGAGGCUUAGAUUGAGAAGCUUUAAGUCAAGAAGCUUUUCUCUUGCAGAUCUACAAGAACAUGAUGAUGAGGAAGAUGAUGAGGAUGAUUAAUUAGUUAAUUAAUUAACAUUAACAUAAAGUUUUUUCUUUUAUUCUUUUGUUGUUAAAUGUUAAAUAAAAUUUAUAGUAUCAAUCACUAUUCAGUACUACUAAGUUACCUACUGAAUUGAAUAAUAACUUGUAUUUUUAUGCUAAGACUUAAAAAUGAAAUUUGCUACUAGUAAUGAAUUAUGAAUAUUCCUUGCAUAUCCUAAUGUGGGUCUACUAAAGUAAUGUAAGUUUCAUAAUAAUAAUCGAAAUUUUUUGUUUCUUUUUUUGA